Fusarium falciforme is the source of this 1026-nucleotide messenger RNA. RefSeq names its product 3-isopropylmalate dehydrogenase. NCBI's taxonomy places the organism in Eukaryota, Fungi, Ascomycota, Sordariomycetes, Hypocreales, Nectriaceae. The coding region runs from base 1 to 1026 and encodes 341 amino acids. Gene Ontology annotation, cellular component: cytosol. The record is from RefSeq and is a predicted model, not a curated record. Gene Ontology annotation, molecular function: 3-isopropylmalate dehydrogenase activity; magnesium ion binding; NAD binding. The transcript has 7 exons. Gene Ontology annotation, biological process: L-leucine biosynthetic process.
AUGACCUUUGUCUGGCCUCUCGUUGGCCAAUACCGUUGCCGCCCUCUUGGGUUCUACUUUGCCGUCGAGGGCCGAGCCGGCCACUGCGCGACGCGCCGGCCGCCGGAGCUCCAGCAGCUUCGAUCUCGGCAUGCCAACCUACCACUCUCUCCCUUGUCUAUUUCGACUCUAUUCCUAUCAAUUCAAAGGUUCCAAGACCUGGCUGGCGAUCACUGCGGUCCCGAGGUUAUCGCCGAGGGUAUCCGGGUCCUGAAGACUAUCGAGGAGAACAAGCCCAGCGUUGGCAAGUUCAACCUCCAGGAGCAUCUCAUGGGUGGUGGCCUCCUCAAGCUCCGCAAGAAGAUGGGCACCUACGGUAACCUGCGACCCUGCUUCUUCGCCUCGGACUCGCUCGUCGACUCUUCACCCCUCAAGGCCGAGGUGUGCCGCGGCACCGACUUUGUCAUUGUGCGCGAGCUCACUGGCGGUAUCUACUUUGGAGAGCGCAAUUCUGCCUGGGACACUGAGUCUUACUCCCGCGCCGAGGUGGAGCGCGUCGCCUGCCUGGCUGGUUUCCUGGCCCGCGGCCGCGGUGACAAGAAGGUGUUGUCUCUGGACAAGGCCAACGUGCUAGCCACGAGCCGACUCUGGCGCAAGGUCAUGACCGAGACGUUUGAGAAGGAGUUCCCCGACCUCAAGGUCGAGCACCAGCUGAUUGAUAGCGCGGCCAUGAUCAUGGUCAAGAACCCUACCGGUCUUAACGGUGUUGUUGUGACGAGCAACCUGUUUGGUGACAUUAUCAGCGACGAGGCCAGCGUCAUCCCCGGCAGCAUUGGUCUCCUGCCCAGUGCCAGCUUGAGCGGUAUCCCUGAUGGCAAGGGCAAGUGCAACGGUAUCUACGAACCCAUCCACGGCUCUGCCCCUGAUAUCUCGGGCAAGGGUAUCGUCAACCCCAUCGGCACGAUCCUGUCCGUGGCUAUGCUUCUCCGAUACUCUCUCAACCUUCCCGAGGAGGCUGUGCGUGCUGCCCUGGACGGUGGCCUCUGA